This is a messenger RNA of Pimephales promelas (fathead minnow), 8179 nucleotides long. It is a transcript of the gene onecut3a, whose product is annotated as one cut homeobox 3a. Gene Ontology annotation, molecular function: RNA polymerase II cis-regulatory region sequence-specific DNA binding; DNA-binding transcription factor activity, RNA polymerase II-specific. NCBI's taxonomy places the organism in Eukaryota, Metazoa, Chordata, Actinopteri, Cypriniformes, Leuciscidae. Gene Ontology annotation, cellular component: nucleus. The record is from RefSeq and is a predicted model, not a curated record. Gene Ontology annotation, biological process: regulation of transcription by RNA polymerase II.
UCAUACAAAACAGAGAAAUAGGCUCCCUUCAGCCUAUAAUGAAACUGUUUAUUGUGCCUAAAAAAGUGAACAUUGAGUGAACAACACAUCCUUUCUCUUUUAAUGUAUUUUUUUUUCUUCUGAUGUUCAAAGCGUGGCGUUAAUUAUAUCACGUAAGUUUCUGUCACAACAUAGUCUCACAACUGCAAAUAGCCCAUUUGGUUGAUAAUGACGUUUCUUUAAACUUUCAAGCGUUUAACACAAAUAUGAUUAACCAUGUGAUCUUGUGUCGUUCAAAAGGAAUUUGACUAUCUUAUCUACUUAGGGUUUGGGAAAUCCAUUAAUAUUUAACCAUUAAGAUGUCGCGUACUGGCGCCAAGUUAAGCAACUUUAUCAGGAGAAACCAUGGAUCGUGUCCAUAAGGAAUCCCCAAUAAUUCACAACAACACUGCUGGUGUCAAAGUGUGCAGAUGUAAAAAAAAAACAAAAAAACUCGAUUUCGGUCUCUUAAAGACAGUGGAGGGACGAAUUGUGAGAGUAGGCGAAGUGAAUCUCUACAGUCUCUACAGUAUUGAUGACGUCAGCCCUAGUCUGAAAAUUGUGUGAGCGUACACCAUUUAAAAGGCUUUUGCAUCAUGAUUAACUUUCACAAUGAUAUUUUUACUCUCUAGUUCUUUAGAAAGCACAUAGCCUAUAGCUAUAGCUUAUUGGUGAUUCAAACUACCGGUAAUCAGAAACCAGGCUGAACAACUUGAAUAAACAUUAAAUUAACUCAAGAUCCCCACAUAACAAUAAUUGGUUCUGGAAAAUAAAAAAAAGAUUUUUGCUGAAUCUAAGAAUCACCGCAGAACCUUUAUUGUGUGGUUUGCGCGCGCCCGUGCACUCACAUCUUAAUAUAUUGCGCGGUCACGAGACAGACACUCUCACUCGGUCAGCUUCGACUGUCAGUAGUAAGACGCGCGCCACGGCGAUAGAUACAAGCGUUUAGACACCAGGCGUACGCACAUGUGCGUGGUGAAAUGCUGGAUUGACUAACACUGAAGAUCUCGGGGAUCAAUGGCGCGCGGCUUUGAGAUCGUUUAAAAUUUAUUGGAAGGGAGAGUGUGAGAGAGAAAGGAAAGAGAGAGAGAGGGAAAACAGUGUCUUUCAACAAUGGAACUUACAAUGGAAAACAUUGGGAAUCUGCACGGCGUGUCACACUCCCAUCAAACGGGGGACUUGAUGAACUCUCCUCACGCGCGACAGUCAACGACCCAUAGGAACUUGGUGUCAUCGCACGGCAGGUCAGCGAUGGUGUCCAGCAUGGCCUCGAUACUGGACGGUGCCGGGGAGUAUCGCACGGACCAUUCGCUGUCCGGUCCUCUCCAUCCAGCAAUGACCAUGUCGUGCGAUUCGAGCAUGAGUCUGAGCAGCACUUACACCACCCUGACGCCGCUGCAGCACCAUUUGCCUCCCAUAUCCAACGUCUCAGAGAAAUUUCACCAUCACCCGCACCCUCACGCUCAUCACCAUCCCGCGCACCAGCGUCUCACCGCUGGAAAUGUCAGCGGCAGCUUCACGCUGAUGCGGGAUGACCGGGGCCUCGCGUCCAUGAGCAACCUAUACGGUCACUACUCCAAAGACUUGUCCGGGAUGGGACAACCUUUAUCGCCUCUUUCCAAUGGCCUUGGGUCUUUGCACAACUCCCAACAGACUCUGAGCGCGUACGGUCCGAGUGCUCACCUGGGGAACGACAAGAUGAUUUCCACGGGAGGCUUUGAGUCUCACCCUGCGAUGCUCGGCCGGGGCGAGGAGCAUCUGGCUAGGGGUUUGAACGGGCAUGGGGCAAGCAUCAUGUCUUCUCUCAACGGCAUCAACCACCACCAUCACCACCACCACAGUCACACGCACUCUCAGGCGAACGGGUCUGUGCUCUCGGAGCGGGAUAGGCAGGCAGCAGGUGCCGGCGGACAGGGUGGGUCAGGGCAGGUGGAGGAGAUCAACACCAAGGAGGUGGCUCAGCGAAUAACGGCGGAGUUAAAGAGGUACAGCAUUCCACAGGCCAUCUUUGCCCAGAGGAUCUUGUGUCGCUCUCAAGGAACUCUGUCGGACCUCCUGAGAAAUCCCAAACCCUGGAGUAAACUCAAGUCAGGUCGGGAGACUUUCAGACGGAUGUGGAAGUGGCUGCAGGAACCUGAGUUCCAGCGCAUGUCAGCCCUUAGGCUUGCAGCCUGCAAGCGCAAGGAACAAGAGCAGCACAAGGAACGCAAUAUGACACCCAAGAAGCAGCGCUUGGUCUUCACCGAUCUGCAGCGCCGCACGCUCAUCGCCAUUUUCAAGGAGAACAAGCGGCCCUCGAAGGAAAUGCAGGUGACCAUCUCGCAGCAGCUGGGCCUGGAACUCAGCACCGUCAGCAACUUCUUCAUGAACGCGCGUCGCCGCUGCGUCGAUCGCUGGCAUGAGGAACACCAUCACGGUCAUGUAGCCAGCCCAGGCCAGCCGGGCACCUCCGCCACCACCUUCUCCAAGGCUUAAAUUUAAACCCCUUUCUCCCCUGGGUGGCUAAGACUGGAUUUUCAUUCCAACCUCACAUAGUCACCCUUUGCGUGCCAAUCAAUCCCACUGCUGCCAAAAAACAAAAAAAUGGCGACGUUUCACGUAAAUGCAACCUUUUACUUCUUUGGGACUGUUAUUAAAUCAAGUCAAACAUCUCCACGUGGAAAAGCACCACAUCAUUCUCGCAUAAACCACAAAAAAGUGAGCACUCUUCAUGCAUUUGAGGAGCACUUUCAUAGCUCACAGCACAGACGGCUUGUUACUCAAGCGAGGUUGUCAAAGAAAGCCACCACCUGCAUCAUCACUCUCAGGCCCAUGGCGGCACAAUUCCCUAAUGGCCAGUUGUUUCUCUGAGGCUCUCAGAUCAUAUGCUAAGCUAAUGAAUUGAGAGACUAAUCGAUACAGACAGAAAAGCGAAGGACGUCGACCUCUACUGAAGGUGAAGCUCCUGCAACAAGGACUCUCGCGUUCACCCAGCACGGCUCUCCAUACGGUUUAUUUUGCACAGAUGGAAAUGGAGGGCUGCGACGUUUCACUGCACUUGAGGUUAAUGCAUGUUCACAAUUCAAACUGUCCGUGAUGCAACAAGUGAAUCAUUUGAGAACUGUCCUCUAGUCUGGAGACAAAAUACUGGACCAUUUUCAGCAAUGGUGCACCCUUUCUGAUCUCGAAAAACUGCGACCUAUGACAUUUCAAGUAUGAAUAGAAUAUUUUUCAUUCCGUAUAAAUACAUAAUAGGCCAAAGGUCAAGACAGGUACAGCCAAAACACAACGAGAGGCACAUUUUAACCUUGUAUGGAAAUAUUUGUUACAAAAUGGUACAUUUACACACAACUGAAAUCUUACUGACAAAUCAAAAAUGUUAUGUUUAUCCUGCAAAGUGGACAUGGGUAAACACAGUCCAAAAAGUUACAUAAAAUCUAGUGCCAAUAAUGUUUGCCUUAAUAUGAAAGUUCACAUACCGCAGAGUAGUUCAGAGUCCACACCUAAACCGGCAUUAUGUGCCAUAGCAACCAACAAUCAUCUUUUAAAAAGAAUCAGAAUCUUUUUUUUAAAACAUAAAUUAUGAAAAUAAUUAAUGCUUUAAAUUAUUCAGUACAUCUGGUCUGUGAUAAAACCAACUGAAAAGUGAGAAAUAUCAGCAACAUAACAGAAAAAUAAAUCUUUAUCCCCUAAUCCCCUUUUUUUCCCACUUACUUUCUCUUCAUAAUAUUAAAGCGGGUAAUUGGUACAAAAUAUUUCUAUUUCUUAUCAAACUUGUGAUCCAUGUAUACGUAAGGCAUCGAUCAUUUGAAAAUUAAAAAAAAAAGGAAAAAAAAAAAAAAGACUUUCUAAAAGAAUAACCAAUCUUCGGAGGACUGCAGCUGGACAUCUCUGCAUUGCAUGUGAACUACCACAGGUCAUAACGGAAGGAACUUUCACUGACCAUGACAGAGACAUUUCUCUCUCUUGGCUCUGUUGAAGAGCACACAAAACAAAAACAAGAAUUCCACCCGAAAUUCCUCCGCAAAACCUUGAAAAACCCUGCCAAAAUGGGUGCGAAACAAGGGCACAACCUUACCUCCGUGGGGAGAUGUUCAAAAAUCGAAGGGGAGUAUUUUUGUGUGUCUUUGAAUGCAACAGUAGCAUUUCUGGAAAUGUUGCAGGACUUGCUGAACAGAUAAAAGUUGGCGGUGUGUUAAUGCAAAAAUGCUCUGAGCAUUGGAGUUAUAAGCAGGCCCAGAUGGAAUCCGCAGAACUACGGUGGAAAAAUCAGUGGAAUUCUGUGGAAUGAAUUCAACCAUGGUGCAAUGUGUAGCUGAAAGCAUAUUCAAAUUAGCCAAAAUAUUUCAUAAACGAAUAUUCAAGGAACAGCAGAAUUCUGUGAAUGACAUGAAUGACAUUCCACAUGAUCUUUCCACUUAAUUAUACACACAGAUUCCAUGUGGGCCUGGUUAUGUGCAUUAAUAGAGCAGAUUUGUGCUACACAAAUCAGCAGGCAUCUAUAUGUACAUUACCUGAUAAAACUGACCUUUUGUUUGUAGUGAGAACCAGUGUGGCUACCUCACUGAGCUGGGUGGUUUGUGAAACAGCCACUGAUACCAAAGAUUCUUUGACCUGCCAAUCCUGUGCUGCCAACGGGAGGAAUACACAAAUACCAAAACCCCAAUAGCAUAACCAAAGCUGUUACAGGUGCAAACAAACAAAUGGAUUUUCACACAUAAUGACAUACAUACUCUCACAGUGCAGUCAGACUGCAUAGCACCACACUGAGGGAUGAGGCUGCUAUGCAGAUUGAGUUGAGUGCCUUUUUCCUUCAACAACGGGUGGGACUGCUCUGGAACACACACACACACACGACACACACUGUGGGUCAGUUCACACACAGAAAGCGGUUUUUGUUUGUUUGUUCAAUUUCGGUCCUUUUUAACAGUUUUUUUCGGUAACCUGCGCUACACUAACGUUUUUAACCGUUUCGCGGUUUUUGAAUUUCUCUCGCGCCGUCGCGCGCGGACGCGGUUAUUUAAAGGCGACGCAUCGAGUUUAAAAACGCGGUUCUAGAUCGUAUGCCAUUUUCCAUGAACGCUGUCAGGCGUUUUUUUUAAACGCCUAUGUGUGAACAGCACCUUGCACAAUUACUUGAACAUACAAAUGUACACUACUUAGGCAUAGACAUUGAAGCACAGGGUGAUUUUGACGUUAGUUUGACAUAAACUGGUGUUUAAGCACUUUAUAAUGCCAAAUUUAUUUAUUGUUUUUGGCACUAUCACUUAACUGAAAUUAUUUGGGCUAAGAGCCCUGGAAAAAUGCCCAGCUUUCUUUUACAUUAGACUAUUUCUUUAUUUCAUUUGCACUGUAUAUAAUUACAAAAAGUUCAAUGAUAAUAUUGAAAUAUAUUUUGCAUGUCAUACACCCUGAUGUCACUCAAAAUGCCUGAGUACUGUACCCACAUAUGGCCUAUUUUCAUUAACACUAAUUUAAAUCAAGCUAUUUCAUAAACUUUUGACAUAAGCCUAUACCAAAAUUGACUUUAUUCUAAGCUACAUGGCUGGCUACAAUUAACAUUUUACACUGAUUUAGGUCAAGAGCAACGAUUCAAAUAAAAUCAGGUUUGUGAUUUUGAUUCAUGAGAAGAGGCCAUUUUAGAAGACACAUAUUGAACCAUUUCCCUCUUAUAUUUCUCCCAUUGGAAACCACAUGGACUUGGCAGGAAGGUGUUGACAAUUGAUUCUGAAAUACCUCAAAUGUUUUGUGUAAAGUUUAUGUAAUUUAGAUUAAACUAAUGCUAAUUACAAUGAGUACACUAACACUGCUAAGACUAAUAAUAGUUAGUUUUUGAACUUGUGACUUGAAGCUUUAUACUGUUAAAUUGUGUUUUUGUUGGUGUUGUUGUUUGGUUCACUCAUUUGCCAAUUUCUUGUUUAUUAUUAUUAUUAUUUUUAUCGAAGGUGGUACUUAAUUCUUUAUAAAAGAAAGACAUUUGAAUGUUUAUAAUGAAAGACAUGACACAAAGGAAAAGGAUUUGAGAGUGAAAGAAAAACAACAUUGAAAGAUGACAGAAAAGAGCAAAAUCACAGUACGCUGAAUUUCCAAUAUAUGCAUCAUUUUUUUCUAAUGAUUUCAGUUUCAGCAUUAGUCAGACUUUAACUAUAUGUUAUUUUUUUUAAAGCUAACUAGAGUGUGUUAAGUGCUCCUAGCAUUGAUUUAAAAAAAUAAUGAAAAAACAAACUCCUCCCAUUUAAAGUGGUGGGGAUACUUUUUUCUGCAUGACUAUUGUAUACUGUAUAGAGUAAAGCUGGAUCGACCUGGACUUUGGAGGGAGCGACUAGGACGAAUACACCACGGGAACGUUGGAGAUGGGUGGGAAGGGUGGUAAAGGUGUUGGAGGGGUCUUUGUUUUGUAGAGUUUUCUGUCACUGUUUUUUUCUCUGGUUGUGUGCAUGUAUUGUUGCAGCCCUCUCUGCCCUCCUUGUAUUUCUUUUAUGUAUAUAACUCUUUAGUGGGGCAUGACCGUUUAUCCUGGGCAACUGAACUUGGUCAUGUACCUAAUGUACACACGUCUCUAAAAAUGUAAUCUUGUGUGCAUUUGUUUACAUGUGGCGUGUUUCUCGAUUUGGGUUGCACACCAUUUCACGCGAAACUGGAAUGCUACCAGACAGUUUUUUUUUUGCAACAGACCCCUCCAACCAGAAAUGGUCUCUCAUUGACUGUAAAACAGCAUCAUGUACAUCAUGUUUCUCUCCGGGUCUGUCAGCAGAUUCAACCCCCCAGUCACACUGUGCUCUUCCUCUUCUGUUACCUGUCAAUCAAUCAGAACCAAGUGUCUUUGUGAUGGUAGAAGACAAUCAGUUUCAAAACUAGGAGAAAAAAAUGGUAGAGAGAAGACAGGCUGAGAGGAGGAGGAGGAGGAGAAGAGGAGAAAGGAAGGAGGAAAGAGGCUCAUUGGUCAAAUAGGUGACUACUGCCCUAUUUAGCUUGCUGUGGUGCUUAUGAUGUGCAACAUUAGCUAACUUUGCAACCGCUCUUCCCUGUAGAUUUGUAUAGUAAAGCAUAGGAAACAUUUAGGUGUUUUAAGAGGUAAAUUUAACUUCAACAAGAAAUUCUAGCCACCAAAAUGGACAAUAAAUAUAAGUUCCAUGCUAAACAUGAUGCUAACACCCACUUUAGCAUUAAGCUACAUUGUUCUCUCACCUAACUAACCUACUCAAACACUGCUGUACCAAUUAAAAAGAGCUAGCGCAGACAAGUGCUAACAUUUGCGCUAACAAUGCUCUUCAACCACAAAACGGUCAAUAAAGAGCUGCCGAGACUGGUAGUCUUUGCACAGAGAACUAUGCAAAAAUACAACAAAAAGAAAAAGCCUUUACCUCAAUCUUAAUCAAUGUUGCUGGUUCAGGCUCUUUUCCACUUCAGUCACUAGGAUGAUGUCACUUGCACCAAUUAUAGAAAACUUGAAAUGUUAUGUACCUGCUAAAACCAUGUCAAACUAGUUUGAACUGGCUUGCUAGGAUUAUUAUUGUUUUGGGGGGGUUUUUUAAGGUGUUUUUUGGGUGCUUGGCAGGCUGGGAGACCAAUACACUGAUAACCUGCUAUGACAGCAAACCACCUUAAGCUGGUUUAAAUUCUUUAUUUUUAAAGCUGGGAAUUUAACAGUGUAGCAAGUUCGCCAGAUUAUUAUAUAUCGAAACACUAUGUACACUAUGGGAAGAGUGUGUGCAAAACAAAAAGCUCUUAAUGAAAACGAUUACAUACACACAAACUCUCCUUAGAGCACAUCUACCUGAGCCAACGACUGAUCCAAGGGUAAAGACAAUCCAAAAAAAAAAAAAACAAUCAGUGUGUGUUUCUGAAGCUGUCGCAUUGCCCUGGCUGACAAUAAUUUAUGACGAGUGCAAGGAUUCAUGAAUUGUAGCAUUCAAGUUCAAUGUAAACACCUAGAAACCAAUAUAAUGAAGGACAAAAUACCUGUCUCCGUUCAAAAUCUUCUGUAGAAGACUUCCCAGUUUAAUAUCCUGUUGAAGCUUCACAUGCACACACAAACUUGUUCUCAGGCAGCUGUUAAAGGUUAAAGGGCAUGUCAUCAUGGAGAGCCUCAUUCCUCCUCCUGUCCUACAGGGGGAGCCAGAGAGCCUGUGGAGCACUUUUCAUUUAGUGCAAAUGGACAGGAGACAAAUUGGAGUAAUAA